Molecule: messenger RNA, 2677 nt
Organism: Acanthochromis polyacanthus (spiny chromis)
Lineage: Eukaryota; Metazoa; Chordata; Actinopteri; Pomacentridae
Gene: tpte
Product: transmembrane phosphatase with tensin homology
Exons: 19
Coding region: 201-1889 (562 amino acids)
Biological process (GO): monoatomic ion transport; protein dephosphorylation; transmembrane transport
Cellular component (GO): membrane; cytosol
Molecular function (GO): protein tyrosine phosphatase activity; phosphatidylinositol-3,4,5-trisphosphate 3-phosphatase activity; monoatomic ion channel activity
Source: RefSeq, a predicted model, not a curated record
AAACUACUGGUAGUUUAAAGUUUGUGUGCAGGAGGAAGAUUCUGGUCAAUUUCUGCAGCAAGAAGUGGUUUGAGGAGGAAAGAUGAGUAACGACGAAAAGAAAAAAAAGGGGGCUGAGCGUUUGUUGCUGAAGUCCAGGAAGCCUGAAACCGCUACGUUUGCAAAAAAAAAAAAAAAAAAACAACGAUGAGGAAUUGUGGAUGGAUAGAAAAAAAUGUACCCGGUUAACCUUUGAACCGUCUUCCUUUGUGCUCGACAGAAGUCACAAGACGGAGACUCGUAUAAUUUCACGAAUGACAGUCUUGACGAGUCUCCACAUUCAGAGCAAAGCGAGGGAGAAGACACACAUCAUGUCCUCUGUCUACUUCAACCCCGGGUCAGAUUCAGGUGUAAAUGGAAACGUUGCAAAAAUGGAGGAUGCCCAAGUGGAGAUAGAUGAUGGAAAUGAUCAGACCGCGCUACCAGACACAAUGUACCACAAUGUUCGAAGAAAGAUAACGCCGUUUGUCAUGUCAUUUGGAUUUCGUGUAUUCGGAGUGGUACUGAUCAUAGUGGACUUUGUGCUCGUGAUUGUGGACUUGGCGCUGUGGGAAAAAAGUAGAGAUGUUGGAAAUGCUUUGGAGGCCGUGUCCCUCACCAUCUCCUUCUUUUUCCUGCUUGAUGUUCUCCUGCGGGUCUACGUGGAAGGUUUCAAGGUGUACUUCAGCAACAAGUUGAACAUCUUAGACGCCUGUGUUGUUGGGGUCACACUGGUCAUCACAAUGGUCUACACUUUCCUCGACGCCUCAGGUGCCAGCCUCAUCCCCAGGGUGGUGUCAUUUCUGCGCUUCUCGAGAAUAAUAAUCCUGGUGAGGGUUUUCAGACUGGCAGUUCAGAAGAAAGAGCUGGAGAAAGUCACCAGGAGGAUGGUUUCUGAGAACAAGCGGCGUUAUCAGAAGGAUGGAUUUGACCUUGAUCUUACAUAUGUAACAGAUCGUGUCAUUGCCAUGUCUUUCCCCUCCUCUGGGAAGCAGUCCUUCUACAGGAAUCCAAUCAAGGAGGUGGCGAGGUUUCUGGACACUAAACACGGAGGCCACUAUAAAGUUUACAACCUGUGCAGUGAGAAAGGCUACGACCCCCAGUUCUUCCACUACAAGGUUGAAAGGGUGUUUAUCGACGAUCACAACGUCCCCUCCUUGGAGGACAUGCUGAAAUAUACAGCGAACGUGAGGGAGUGGAUGUCAGCUGAUCCCAAAAACAUCAUCGCUAUUCACUGUAAAGGAGGAAAAGGGCGCACGGGUACGAUGGUGUGCACCUGGCUUAUUGACAGUGACCAGUUUGAGAGUGCACAGGACAGUCUGGAGUAUUUUGGUGAGAGGAGGACAGACAAGAGUCGGAGCUCCAAGUUUCAGGGAGUGGAGACCCCCUCCCAGAGCCGGUACGUGGGGUACUAUGAGGUCAUGAAGACCAAGUUCAACAGACAGAUGCCUCCACCUAAAAGCCUCAGGAUCAAGAGCAUCCGCAUCCAUUCCAUAGCAGGUGUGGGUAAAAGUGAUGGCAGCGAUCUCAAGGUGAAAAUAAUUGUGAAGAAGAACCUUGUUUUUCAGUGUGUUUGUGCCAAACAGGAGAACUGCACAGUAUUUCCUGAUGUGGGCAAUAAUGCAGCAGUCAUCAGUCUACAGAAUGGGCCCAUGGUUGAAGGGGAUGUGAAGGUCAUGUUCGAAUCAAGUGCUGGACUUCCAAAAGGCUACGAAGAUGUUCCCUUCUAUUUCUGGUUCAAUACUUCCUUCAUAGUGGAAAACAAGCUGUUUUUACCCAGGGAGGAGCUGGACAACCCUCACAAACCAAAGACCUGGGACCUCUACAAGGAGGAUUUUGGUGUCACCAUGUUCUUCUCAGACGAUGAAUAAAAGCCCUUUAGAAAGACGCAUGAAAAAAUGGCUUGUAGUUUUCAUGAUGGGUGGUGAACAGAAAUAGGUAAAUUGAACACUAAGUCUAUGAUGAAUGAGACAUACAGUUGUUUAGAUGCUAUGAUCUCAAGUGCAGCAACAUCCUCCACUGAGCUGAAUCACUCAACUGCUGAUCAGUUUUGGCCCAUAGAAUUAUGUGAAAUCUAUUAGGGAUGAACUGUGAUGUUUUCAGUGAAUCAAAUCAUGUGUUUGAGUCUUUUUUGUUUUAAAAUUACAUGUAAAAAAAAAAUCUGAAAUUGUGAUACUCAAAGAUUCUGUCAAAGUUCAUUGCUUUCACUUCUCAAAGCUAUUGUUAAUUCAUCCCCUCUUGAAAAUAGCUUUUGUCUAACCACUACUGCAUGUUCCAAGUGACUGACUGGUGAAGUAAAUAGAACUCAUGGGUUGUGCCCAAAAAGGAAACUGUGAAAAACCACAGAACAGUUUGUGAGAACACAGGAUGAGACAUUAGAAAUGAAUGUGCAGACACGCUGAUAAAUGUCAUAGUCCCUCCUUUAGUAACAGCUGCUGUUGUAGAUGUCACUUUGUUCUUUUUUUGUUGUGAAAGAAGAGCCAUUUAGAUGUGAAUUUUGGUAUUUUUGGAGGAGGUUCAGCAGUGAAUACAGCGUCAAAGGGGAUAAAGUACAUGCCUUAUUUACAUUAGUGAUGUCAUGUGUGUUGCCAUAAAAUAAAUCUGUUUGUACUUAACAGUUUUUCUUCAGGCAAGAGGAAAUAAGCCGACAAGAGCAUCA